AUGGCAGAGAAGCAGGAGCAACCAGAGCAUAACUUGCCUCUAGAGGGAGAGGGGCAAUCCAAAGAACUUCAACGCAAUAAACGCAUGAAAUGUUUCGCAUAUGUUCUUGCGUUUGCUGUGUUUCAAACCGGUGUGAUAUUGAUCUUUGUACUCGUCUUCUUGAAAAUCAGAACCCCAAAGUUCCGCCUGCAUUCUGCCACAUUUGAGAAUUUUAAUGUCACGGCAUCUUCGUUCCAAAUGAGAAUGAAUGCUGAACUUGAUGUCAAGAACGCCAACUUCGGCCCCUACAAAUUCGACAAUAGUAGCAUUACCUUCUUCUACCGGGGUGCACAAGUAGGGAAUGGUUUUAUUUCUAAGGCAUCGGCUAGAUUUCGAUCAACCAAGAAGUUCAAUGUCACAAUAGAUCUUUCAUCAACCAAGUUACCAAGCAGUGCCGAAUUAGGAAGUGAUCUCAAAUCUGGGAUUUUGCCGCUGACGAGCCAUUCCACAUUGAAUGGAAAGGUGGAGCAAAUGAAGGAGAAGGAGAAUGGAGAAGCAGCCCUGCUCGGCGAUGGGAAAAGCUUUAACCAUGGCGGUUGUGAAGCGCCUUAG
This is a messenger RNA of Cornus florida, 591 nucleotides long. RefSeq lists its product as uncharacterized. The record is from RefSeq and is a predicted model, not a curated record. The transcript has 2 exons. Lineage: Eukaryota; Viridiplantae; Streptophyta; Magnoliopsida; Cornales; Cornaceae. The coding region runs from base 1 to 591 and encodes 196 amino acids.